Molecule: messenger RNA, 1433 nt
Organism: Hipposideros armiger (great roundleaf bat)
Lineage: Eukaryota; Metazoa; Chordata; Mammalia; Chiroptera; Hipposideridae
Gene: IL10RB
Product: interleukin 10 receptor subunit beta
Exons: 6
Coding region: 1-888 (295 amino acids)
Biological process (GO): cytokine-mediated signaling pathway
Cellular component (GO): plasma membrane
Molecular function (GO): protein binding; interleukin-10 receptor activity
Source: RefSeq, a predicted model, not a curated record
AUGGAACAGAUUAUUUGUGAAAUGUCUUAUGAUAUCUCAAGGAUCAUUAAGGUACCAUGGAGCACAGUGUGGAAAAUGCUCAUCAAUGAUGCUUUUAGGGAAUUCCAGGAUGUGUGCACAAGUACUGCCUUGACGGAAUGUGAUUUCUCAGAUCUUUCCAUAUAUGGUGAGCACACCUUGCGAGUCAGGGCUGAACUUGCAGAUGAGCAUUCAGACUGGAUUAACAUCACCUUCUCUCCUGUGGAUGACACCAUUAUUGGACCUCCUAGACUGCAAGUAGAGGUGUUUGCUACGUCUUUAUAUAUACGUUUCACAGCCCCUAAAACUGCGAAGGACCUUGAAACAUGGACUGCAAGGAAUAUUUAUGACUCAUGGGUUUAUAAUGUGCAAUAUUGGAAGAAUAGCUCUGAUCAAAAGUAUCUAGUUACUACUGAGUAUGACUUGAAGGUCCUCAAAGAUCUUGAGCCAUGGACAGUGUACUGCGUUCAAGUUCAAGUGUUUCUUACCGAUCGAAACAAAACCGGUCCAUGGAGUGAGCCUGUCUGUGAGCAGACCAAGAGUGACGAAACAGGCCUGUCCUGGCUCAUCAUCGCCGUGGUCCUCAUAGUCUCCAUUUUCGUGGCCUGCCUGCUUCUCUUCGGCUGCUUCGCCCUGCUGUGGUACAUCUACAAGAAGACCAAGCAGGCCUUCUCCCCUGGGAACUCGCUUCCGCAGCACCUGAAAGAGUUUUUGAGCCACCCUCAUCACAGCAGGCUUCUGUUUUUCUCCUUCCCACUCUCUGAUGAGAGUGAAGUUUUUGACAAACUGAGUGUCAUCACAGACGCCUCCGAAAGCAGCAAGCAGCCUGGGUACAGCUGCAGCCUCCGGACCCUGUCUGGGCAGGACUAGCCCUCAAGGUAGCCUCUGAGGAAGGGGGCACACUCUGGUGGGCACAGCAACCCCCUACUUCUCACAGCUGCCUCUCAGGGUGAUCAGAGCAACAAACGUGGGCUGAGACCACCUGAGCAAGCCCCAGUAAGAACUCUCAGAUGCUGGGACCAUGUCUAAACAACCGAAGAGCUAGAUUUUAAAGGCUUACUUGUCAAAAAUACUCUAUCUUGGGAACUUGCCACUUGAUAAAGGCCUUAAUGAUUACAAAAUAGUUGGCCACCGCGGACAUAAUUUUCAGCCUCUUACGCUCACUAAUAUAAGGAGCAGGUUUUGAUUGUGAGAAAUAAAAAUAUUUCAAAGGAGGAAUAAAAACAGAUGGUGUAAAAUCCUACCAGACUGCCAAUAGACUGAUCUAAAAAACCACCUGACCUGAACAGUGGUCAGGAAGGGCUGUACAGAGCACAAGCUUUCUGGAUUCUCAGGGAUGCUUCGACUGGGUUUUGGUUCUUUACCUGUACCUGUUUCAUAUAGUGCUGGUGCUCUAUUAAAAUUUUAUUCUCUAA